Messenger RNA from Topomyia yanbarensis, 7803 nucleotides. RefSeq lists its product as uncharacterized. Bases 460 to 6819 code for a protein of 2119 amino acids. NCBI's taxonomy places the organism in Eukaryota, Metazoa, Arthropoda, Insecta, Diptera, Culicidae. The record is from RefSeq and is a predicted model, not a curated record. The transcript is spliced from 13 exons.
UCGUCGAACGGUUGUAAUUGCACCGAAGGUCUACAAUCACCGUUCGGGAUCGCUGGACUUGCGGUAUUGCGUUGCGUGUUAUCCUUCGCCAAGUGAAUUGCUUUUUGCUUGCUCGCGUGAAGCACUUAUCAUCAAAAUAGCUCGAAUUCCUUUGCGCCGUGACGUAGCCGGAACGCCUUCGUCAGUUUCGCUAAAGAUUGUAUUGAUAAAUGUAUUAUGUACAGACUUUUUACAAGAGUUGUUAUUGUUUGUUGUUGAGUAAAUGCAAUCAUAGUUCAGUCAAAUCGCGGAGGAGUAUUGUGCUGAUGUCAUAUUGCCAUAUAUCGUGUGAUUGGUGACGUUUGUUUUUAAAGUGCAGUAUGAUGCUAUAUUUGAUUUGAAGCAUAUUUUGGAACAGGUGGUGUAACAAAACAAGUUUAUUAUAGUAACCAAUCGAGAGAACAGAUAAAAAUCACAUUAAUGGCAACUCAAGCCAUACCGAAUUCCCAGCCGGGAAGAGGAACGACUGCAAACCCACAGCUUAAGCGUCUAGUGUACUCCAAGUACCGCGAACUGCUGGGGUCCUAUAAUGGCAAAGCGAAUGAAAUUCUGCAAUCGUACCCGGCGCACAUGGUGAAAGAAGACAAAGGAUUUAACUUUGUAGACAACUACGGAGGCCCACCACAAUCCACAAUCGGCAACUCGGCACGACGAAUACAAGCACAAUUACCUGCAGAACCACCGGCAUGUGUUCAAAAUGCCAUGAUGCGCCGGGACAAACAACCUUUCACAUACACACCCGGUGGUAUUGACCUAUCACAAAUUAAAUCACCCCGAAUGGCGAAACGAAUAUCAAGGAAUGCGCAAUCCGAGGGUGUUUCGGGUCAACCAAAAAUUUCUCCCUUAGCACAGAAUAACAACAAUAGUAGUAGUACGAGUAAUGCAAGUAAUCAGACAGCAGUAUCACCCGCCGCUACAUUAGGAGCUGCUGCUAUGGGUAUGCCUUUUCAAGUGUUUCCCAGUGAAGCACCUGCACCUCCACCGCCACCACCACCGCCAAGUAUGAACAAAAGGCCAAAUCAAGCCCAAACUAAUGGUAACGGUGGACCUGUGCCUCCUCCUCCACCACCGCCAACAGCACCAUCGACAGAGAACAAGACUCCGAGGUCACAAACAUUUGAACCUCCUCCAAUGGGAUGCAGGCCAGAGAUUAAAAUUCCACCGAAUCCGAUAGCUAAUUUACGGAAAGCUCCAAGACCCCAACCGAGGAAUGACUUCUGGAUCGAAGAGUAUCGCAAUGAAAAACUCAAUGAGAUGCCUGAUCGAGCUAGUCAAGUUCCAGCUUCAAAUUGCAGGGAAGCAGAUGAAGAAGUCGCUAAGAAUACUCAAAAUCGCACAGAUGAACUCAGUGUUAGGAACGAAUCACCUAAGAAACGAUCACCAAGCCCAUCCAAUCUAACUAAAUUGCUCGAAAACGGUUCACGGGGGUCAUCGAUAAAGACACCACCAGUCUAUAGUCAUAGCCCUGUUCCAGCCAGUCUCCCACCACCAAUCACACCAACUAAAGUGUUACAGCCUCCAUCAGAAACAUCAAACAAUUCUCCAGUAACUCCACCACAAGACAAUGAACUGUCUCCUGAACCACGUCAAGUCUCACCAUCAUCUACUCCAUUAUCUUCCACCCCUAAUGGCACUAACAAUGGAAACACAAAAAACACAAAAACUACAGGGGCUGCAAUUACAAAACCGCCAACAGCACAGAAACCAGCCCCACAACCUUUAGGUUCACUUUAUAUUCCUCCAGCUCAUGAAGUGUUUGCUAACAGCAAGCAAACUCUGCUCAAUCAAACAAGCCCACCAUGGAUGUCAUCACGACAAAACAGCCUUAAAGAACAGCCCGAAUGGGUUCACAAAGAUGAUCCAGAGCUCCUCAGCACAAAAUCACAAACUUACCCAUCUAAUCGUAACGAAUCUCCAACUAAAGUCUCGGAAACCAUUGCUACAGUUUCACCCAGUCCUGCCAAACCUACCUCAGUGUCCCAAGAACAACAACCUUCACAGUCAACUGAACCGACAAGCAGGCACCAAGCAAACGAGUAUCCAGCAGUUUCACAAACACAUUACAUACAACUGCAAAACCCAGCAACAAAAAUAGCUACGGUCGUACAACAGGUCCCACCAGCCACUAUGCCGGCUAAUCGGAGUUAUCCACAAACCCCCGUAUACGUUCAAAACCAGAUGUACUCUCCUCAGCUGGCAACAUCCCAAAAGGAACGCAUCAUACCGAUCCAAAUCGAACAAUCGCCGAUAAAAAAUCCUGCGUCAGCGCCGAUAUUUGCACCGCCACCAUACUAUAGUCCGGGACAGCAAUAUAACGUACAGUCACCGAUUACAGUGGGCUAUGCAAUGCCGCACAGUGGAUAUACAACACCAACGGCAAUGUUCUCGAACCCGAACCACUUUGUGAACCAAGGCUACAACAACAUAACAUAUCCACCACCAUCGCCGCAACAUCAACUAUACCAACAACCUUACCAGCAUCAACCGCCUACACCUCAGCAACAACAACACAUGAUACAACAACAGCAACGAAUGCAGCAACAAACGCCAACACAACAACAGGGAGGUGUUCGCAUCAUACCAAUUAGUGUUGAAAGCACAGAUAACGGAGCUGGCUCAACAACCGUUCGAGGACCACUCUCUCACACUCCAGCGAUCAUCCAGAGUGAUCCACGAAGCAGCAACAACUCCCAAUCUUGGAAUGGUAACGCUAUACCCAAUCAGUCUCGUUCCUUCAGGGUGCUACAACAAAUAACUGACACGAUGCAGGAUGCCGAUACUCAGUCGAAACCAUCGACUCCAGGCGCGGAGCAGCAACAGCAACGGCAACCUGGUAGUGUCGAAACACCGGACAGUCAACUCCGACGGAUGCAGUUGAGCAACGAGGAUAAAGCUAUGCUGAAUCGAGUCAAAAGCCAAGUUGAUGGAGAAACGUACCUCCACAACGAAGAAGAUCCCCGUUAUCGGGGAGCCGCCAUACCUUCGAAAGCGUUUCGAUAUCUCCAAAAUAUAACAGAUGGAGGUCAACCACCGAACUCCAGCAGUUCUGGCCCAGUGAGCCGCACGAAUCAAAUGUUUGUGCAAAAUCGUGGUAACUUCAGUGAAUCUGAGGAUGAGACGGCCCAGCAGUACAUACCUCCAAGCGAGCAAAAAGUGGAGGAACCCAAAAAAUAUACCGGAAGUGCUAUUCCAAGCCGAUCAUUCAAAAUAUUACAAGCAAUGACUCAAUCGGACGCUCCUGCCGAUACAAAUUCCUCUGACACUGAAGGUAACCAAAAUUUACCAUGCAGCGGCGAAAUCCGAUAUUCACCCUACCCUUAUCCACCGCAGCCAUAUUACUGUUGCAAUCCCAAUUGGCAUUUUUAUGAUCCUAACAAUCCUCAAUACUAUCCCCAUCCUCCUCUACCACCACCUCCACCCAUUCACGCACCCGGUUAUUAUUAUCCGCCUCCAUCGCCGCACAGUCACUACGAUCGCGGCGCCUAUUACGCUGGCUAUAUAUCACCACAUCAUUUCUAUUAUUCUCAAGAACCAUGCUCACCCUGUACGCCCCCGCCAUAUUAUCAGAUAGGGCAACCACAAUUCGCUUACUGCGAAAACGUCGUGCCGGACUCGCCGACUCAUACCUAUGUUAUCACGACACCGCCGCCGCGUAUCAUGGUUACCCCAACUCCUGAAGACUCGUCCGACGUUGAAUCGAUUCUUAGUGAUUUGAACAACAGGCCGCAUCCUCUGUCCCGCUCACAAAGCAGUCUUAAACGCCUAUCGGAACGUUUGGCUAACUUUAGCAACUCGCCGGAAAUUUUGGGACCUACGGACCAAGACUCAUCAAUACGUUGUUCACCCAGCAGUCCGUUGAAUGAAAGAUACCGUACGUUUGAGGAAAGUACCUCCUCUACACCUUCUCCUCAGUCUAUCUGUUCUGAUACGCAAGAGAGAACUAGCAAAAAAUCAGAUAACGCCGUCAAUACUGAUAGCGUUAUGGGUGAAGACGCUCACACAACAAAAUCCGUUGAAUUUGACGAAGAAGAUAGCAGUGAGGAAAGUGAGGAUGAAGAAACAGUAGGCUACGACAACAAUCCACCCGAGCAUCUGCCCCAUCAACUGAGUGUGAUAUUCGAGGAAGAAAGCAAUUAUUCGAGUUCAGCUAAUCCCAGUCGUAGAGCAAGCAUUUGCAGUGAUAGUUCAACACUAAGCGAUUGUUCAUCUACACUCGCAAAUGAUCUGGACGCUGCAGACGAUCUUGACCAACGGAUAGAGGCCGGUGAUGGUAACCAAACGGAUGAAGACAUAGAUCACUUAGAAGAUGUUGAGUAUGGUUCGGACGAACGCUCACGUGUCAAACUGGAAACAGAGCAGAUUAAAGUACAAGAUACAAAAGACAACACGACCGAGCAGGACAGUUCAGAUGAAAGCAGUGAAUCAGGCACUGAAGAAGAUAGUACGGAAGAAGAGGAAGAGGAAUCAAAUGGUCAUGAAACGGCAAGACCCAUCAGCAAUGUAGAAUCAUCAAUGAUAAACAAAACUGUGGACAACGGUAAGGAAGAGGUGGCAGAAGAUGAAGAAGCUAUAAGUCAAUCUGAAGAAAGUGAAGAAGAAACAGAUGACAAGGAAAAAAAUGAUCAAUCUAUGAAAGUAAUGCCAAUGGUUGAAACUGUUGAAAAUGGAACUCAUACUGACGUAACGGUUACUAUUACCAUACCGUCAUCAAGUAACAAAUCCAUAGAUAAAGAAAUUAAUAGGGAAGAGAAAGUAGUCAAGCGGAACUUCAUGGUUGAUUACGAGGAUGAUGCGAAUGUUUCAGUGUCUGUUUCAUUGCCGCUUAAACUAAAAUCAUCGACCAUAGAUGAUUCAAGCGGCACUGUGAAAGAAACCGAGGGAUGCGAGAAAACAGAAGAAACAAUCGAGAACGAAGCACAAAAAGAUGAUGACGAAGAGGUAGACUUUUGGAGCCAGAUUGGAGAGGAAGAUGAAUUUAAGCGACCUAGUAGGUCCUACUCAAGAGACUACUGGAGUAGCCGAGAGGUUAGCAUGGACCGUGAUGGAGACUGGAAUCAGGAAGAUGGUGAUGAUAAUAACAUAGAUGGUGAUACAGAUUUUUGGAACAACGAAAAUGGUCCCAAUGAACCAAUUGAUCUCUGGAAGGCUGAUCCAGCAGUUGAGACAUUACUAGAACGACAGAAGAAAAAUGAAAGAAAGGACUCAAUUGACUUCUGGCAGAGCGAAAACGAGAGAAUUGUUAACGAUUUGUAUAAAAAGCGAAAACACAGCAUCGAAACAGAUACUAACUGCAAAAUUAUGGAUGAGAAUAAUAAUUCUAGAAUCUGGGACAGACGCAGCCAGAUUUCAAAAGUGGAACACAGCGAAGACAGCCGAGAGGAUAGAAAUAAUGACAAGCCAGAGGCGGAUGAAGGCGAGACAAUGGAGCAAGUCGCUGAACGCGAGGAAACGGAUAGCUCAGAAGAAGAAAGCGACGAUGAUAGCGAAGAAUAUGAAACAACUAAUACUUCAAAGGAGGAAUCCGAUAUGGAUGCGAUUGAAUUACGGGCAGAACAAAAUCCUUCGGUACCAGCAAAAGAAAUAAAAACUCCUGAGAUUGUUCUUAAGAAAGUUCCAACGGUUGAUAAAGUUGAUCACAAAUGUAAUGGUAUUCUGGAUGUAAUAUCCACCAUUGCCAGAGCAGAUGAUAAAAAACUUUCGGUUCGAGACAGAAUUUCAAUAUUCGAAAACCAAACUACUAAUCCUGUACUGGAGGCACCAAAGCGGCAGGAAAUGCUUAAUUCAAGCAAUCGUUUAAGACCUUCAUCCGAACAGAAACAGUCUUGUGAUGAAUCCGAAGCAGAAGAUGAUUCUGGUGUCACAUCUGACAUGAGCAAGCACAUAUCAGAAGUAGAAACUGAUUCAGAGUGCUUCCCUGAAAUGCGGAAAAUGACACGUUAUCAGCGAGCAGCGACACAUUCCAGGUUAUUCAAACUUUUGCAGGACGAAAGUAAUAACGGUGAUAGUGAAGACGAAGAAGAACAAAGAAUGCGUUCAGUUGAAUGCAUUGAGCUGCCUAACGGAAACAGUAGUACACAGGGCAUCGAAAGCCCUCUUCAUCCGAAGCUAAGUAAAUGCAAAGAAUCUUCGUUCGAAGAUAAUUCCAGUACAUCCAACACUGCCACCGAUCGAAGAGAUCGACUAUCACUGCCAAUCAGACACCAAUCCUCAUCUGGUAUCGACAGCCUGUCGUCUUCCACAUCAUCCGCAUCUCCUGUAUCAGGAGUAACCAAUGAUAAACUUGCCGAAGAACUAGUGUUAAGCUUGUUGAUGAAGAAAAAGGGUAGACUGUUUCGUAAUUUACCGUUGGAAAAGUUACACGCAGCUGCACUAAAGAUUCUUCAAGAAGAUCUUGAAUCGAAUGCCACAAUUAGUUCGAACGAGGAUAACCUCGCAACUGUGGACUCGACACCUGCUCUAACCCCACAGGAGUUUAAAUCUGAGUAUCAGAACUCUUAUUCCGAUUACUACGAUACAUGGAGCGAUGUAAAUGGCAAAGCGUCGCCGCAGGAUUCGGUGGGCUCCAUGGAAACACUGCCAUCGAAAGCAUUUCGAAACUUACAGGAACAUACCACAAACCGGAAAUCGUCCAACUGGUCCGUUCGAUGUCCACGCGUGUUUAGCAAUAAAAGUAUAUCGCGACUAGCGGAAGUUCGAGAAUCCGACUCUCCUGAACCUAGCACUACCUCGCGAUCCCGUCCGCCCUCACGUGCAUCCAUUCACUCGAUGCCACCCUGUUAGGACUGAUGGAAAAGCGCCUGCAGUAGUGAAUGCUAAAGUGCGAAACGUACAAUUCAGACUAAAAAUUUGGAAAAUGGGCAGCUAAGAUCCUGAAUUGUGGAUGCGAAAAGAUGAUAAUCUGCUCAGGUGGCAUACAUUUCCGCGACGAAUGUCUUUCGUAUUUUUUCCUGUAGUAAAAUUGUAUUGAAGCAUUGUACUUGAGCAUUUAGCGAAAUGUAUAUUUAUGAGAAAAUGUUCAGAUCACGAGGUAGCAGAAAGCAUUCAUAACAAAAGCAUAUCAUCAAGAUUUCAGAGAAGCAGGUCCUGGCGAAACUGACUUCUAACCGAGUAAGGAACAACACACACGGCUUCCACACCUUUGCACGGAUCCUGUAAACACGCACAUAUUAACGAAAUUGUUGUAGCAUUUUACUAGUUGUAUAAAGGGAAAAACAAGCAUUAGGUGUAUACUGCUAAAUAAGCUUACUGUUGGGACGAAACGAUGAAAAUUCACAAAAAUACAGUUUCUACUGGAAAUAGUCCUUUUUGAAGAUUUAUUAAUAUCCCAUAUCGUUUUCUAAUAAACAAAAAAAAGUUUGUGUGAGUGUGAGAUCUCAAAUGAAAAUGUUGUGAUUUCGAUUGUGGCCUUAAUCUGAAAUCUUGAUAAUAUUUGGCUCGACUUUUGUUGAAUGCUGAUCCAUACCUAUGCAAAAUAGCAAGAAUUGAUCUUAAAAUAAUCAAACAUAAAAUGGUAAAGCGAAAUGUGUCAAAUAUUUUACUUUUAAGAAAAACAUAAUGCUUAUUUUUCGUUUGUUUUAUUAAUAUACACUAUUUAUUUGCGCUGAUCCGAAUCUUUCUGUAACUGAAAUGUUAAAGGCAUAGAAUUUAUCGGACGCGAUUGCUCUAACAUGUGCAAGGAAUGAACAGCGCAGGACAUGUUAAAACAAUAGCCUGAACUGAAGUGUAUUGUUACUGAUAUGUCAAAUAAAACGUUAUCACACAGGA